UCUCCUCUCAGGUUUAGUCUCUGAAUUUCUUCCAAGAAGUAAUUUGACUGCGAACAACAAAAUGGGUGAAAGAGGGCGAAAACCGGCCAUUGGAAUCGAUCUUGGAACUACGUACUCGUGUGUUGCAGUGUGGCAGAAGGAUCGAGCUGAGAUAAUUGUGAAUGAUCAAGGGAACAGAACGACGCCGUCUAUGGUUGCUUUCACUGAUACCCAGAGACUGAUAGGAGAUGCUGCUAAAAACCAGGCUGCAAUAAAUCCUACUAAUACUAUUUUUGAUGCGAAGAGGUUAAUCGGUAGGAGGUUCAGUGAUCACCUUGUUCAGAGUGAUAUGAAACUUUGGCCGUUCAAGAUCAUAGAUGGGAUUGAUGACAAGCCUAAAAUUGUUGUAAAUUUUAAGUCACAAGAAAGACAUUUUCAGGCUGAAGAAAUUUCCUCUAUGAUACUUGCCAAGAUGCGUGAGAUAGCCGAGACUUUUCUUGGUUCAAUGGUGCAAAACUCAGUUGUAACAGUUCCUGCUUUCUUCAACGAUUCUCAACGUCAAGCAACUAAAAUUGCUGGUGAAAUUGCUGGCCUCAAAAUUAUGCGAAUAAUCAACGAGCCCACUGCUGCAGCUAUUGCCUAUGGUCUUGACAAGAAAGAUAGUUAUGACCAUGAGAGGAACAUUUUUGUGUUUGAUCUCGGUGGUGGCACCUUUGAUGUGUCUCUCCUUACAAUUAGCAAGGGCGACUUCAAAGUUAAAGCCGUUGAUGGUGACACGCACCUUGGAGGAGAGGACUUUGACAAUAGAAUGGUCAACUACUUUGUGGAAGAGUUCAUGAGGAAGCAUAAAAAGGACAUUUGUGGGAAUCCAAGGGCCAUAAGGAGGUUGAGAACUGCUUGUGAGAGGGCUAAAAGGGUACUCUCAUCCCCAUCCAUUGUUGACGCACCCAUUGAGGUUGAUGCCUUAUAUGAGGGCAUUGACUUUUAUUCAACAAUCACCCGUGCUAGGUUUGAGGAAAUGAACAAAGACCUCUUCACAAAGUGCUUGAGAAUUGUAGAGAAGUGUCUUGUGGAUGCUAAGAUGGACAAGAGCAGUGUUGAUGAAAUUGUCCUUGUUGGUGGGUCUACAAGAAUUCCUAAAGUACAACAGCUAUUACAAGACUUCUUCAAUGGGAAGGAUCUAUGCAGGAGCAUCAAUCCUGAUGAGGCUAUUGCUUAUGGUGCUGCUGUUCAAGCUGCCAUAUUAAGUGGGCAAGGAAUUGAAAAUUUACCAGGAAUUUUCUUGAGAGAUGUUACCCCAUUGUCCUUAGGGUUUCAUAUUCGUGGUGGUCUCAUGAAAGUAGUAAUUCCAAGAAACACUAGCAUUCCUACAACAAUGUGGGUUGAUAAAUGUACUACUGUGGUGGAUAGCCAAACAUUAAUCAGUGUUAAAGUUUUCCAGGGUGAGAGACCAAUGGCAAAUGAUAACAAUUGGCUGGAUACGUUUGACCUGACCAUUUCCCCAGAAGCAAAGGGUGUUCCUAAGUUCAAAGUUUGCUUUUCCAUUGAUGAGAAUGGUAUCUUAAAUGUGUCUAUAGAAGAAAUUAGAUCGGGGAACAAGAGUGGAAUAACCAUAGUCAAUGGAAAAGGAAGACUAUCGAAGGAAGAAAUUGAAAGGAUGGUUCAAGAAGCGGAGAAAUACAAGGCCGAUGAUGAGAGGUACAAGAAGAAAAUUGAAGCAAAGAACGCUUUGGAGGACUACAUAUAUAAAGUCAAGACUACUCUAAAUAAUGAGGUGAUUGGCUCGGGACUACUUUCCUCUGUAGACAGGAAGAAGAUCGAGGAUGCAAUUGAAGGGGCUUUACGGUGGCUACAUGUCAAGCAGCUUGCCGAAGUUGAUGAGUAUAAGCAUCAGAAGAGAGAGCUUAAGAGCAUCUUUAGAGGCAUUAUUUUGAAGAAGAGACAAGAAUCUGAUGCUGGCUCUGGUGCUGGCCCAAGUAAUACUAAACCAGAAAGAAAAACCGGAGUCAAAGUCAUAGCCUCUGUGGCAUUAAUUGCUUUGCAUGCAACGAUCUCAGCCGUUGUUGGUGAUUUUAUUGGGAUGGCUUCUGCUUUUGAUUCCUCUUCAUCAGAAGGCCUUACCUUGGCUUCAUCAGAAGUGGUUUGCAGAAGUUGCUCUCAUGCAUGUGUUCUGAAGUUGACGAGUCUGAAUGUGUUUAGGAAGCUUGAGAGCAUCUUUACCCUUGUCAGUUAUCACAGUGAAUAAGUAGUUUGGAUGAUUGUGUGCAUUUAUUAACUAGCUCUUAUUUUUAAACAAGUGAGGAUAUGAUU
Messenger RNA from Prosopis cineraria, 2289 nucleotides. Its product is annotated as heat shock 70 kDa protein 18-like. The transcript is spliced from 3 exons. The record is from RefSeq and is a predicted model, not a curated record. Gene Ontology annotation, biological process: protein refolding; cellular response to unfolded protein. Bases 62 to 2224 code for a protein of 720 amino acids. NCBI's taxonomy places the organism in Eukaryota, Viridiplantae, Streptophyta, Magnoliopsida, Fabales, Fabaceae. Gene Ontology annotation, molecular function: ATP binding; ATP-dependent protein folding chaperone; ATP hydrolysis activity. Gene Ontology annotation, cellular component: cytoplasm.